This is a messenger RNA of Naumovozyma dairenensis CBS 421, 1167 nucleotides long. It is a transcript of the gene RRT5, whose product is annotated as Rrt5p. The record is from RefSeq and is a predicted model, not a curated record. The transcript has a single exon. Lineage: Eukaryota; Fungi; Ascomycota; Saccharomycetes; Saccharomycetales; Saccharomycetaceae. Gene Ontology annotation, cellular component: nucleus; cytoplasm; ribonucleoprotein complex. Gene Ontology annotation, molecular function: mRNA binding. Bases 1 to 1167 code for a protein of 388 amino acids.
AUGUUCAAUUUCGGCCCUAAAUCAGCAAGUCUUUCAAUCCGGAAUUUAAGUUACUAUACUGGUGAACAAGAGCUGAGAAAUUAUUUAAAAGAUUACGAAAUAGUUUCUCUGUUUAUUGUUACAGAGACUGUUAGAGGUAUUAAGGAAAGGCUAGCAAGACCCUUAGGGAUUGCAUAUGUUGAACUGUCCUCAAUUGAGAACGCAGAAAAAGUAAUUAAGGAUCUAAACAAGAAACAAUUCCAAGGUAAAACUUUAUUCAUUAAAUAUCAUGUCCCUUAUGAACCAAGGUUUGUACCAAGAUAUAGAAACGAAGAAAAGAAUCAGAAAGCUAACACGGAAAAUGGUUUAAUAAAAAAAGGAUCAGAGGAUACAAAAUUAACAGAUAAGAAGGAGGUCAAAGAAACAAACCCUAUAGUAGAGGCUAACACUGAUUCAAUUAUUACACAUGCAGUUGUUCCAGAAACCUCCUCAAAGAAUGCCAAACAAAAGGGAACGAAAUCUUUAAAUGGUAGACAUUACCGCCAAAAUAGACGUAAUCAAGAAAAAUCAAAAGAUACUCUUUAUUGUAGCUCGUUACCAAAAAAUGUGACAGAUGAAGAACUGAGAGAAUUUUUUAAAGGGUAUAAUCCGCAAGAAAUUUGGAUAUACAGACAAAAAACAAGUAAAGUGUGCUUGCCUGUGCAUAGUAAGGUCACUGCUGCUCUUGUGACAAUAGGGUCUGAGGAUAAAUUGAUAGAUAUCAUCAAAGUCUUAAGGGAAAGAAAAAUAUUGGGUAAAAAGAUACUACUUUAUCCUGCUUAUAUAUCCAAAAUUGAAGAAAUUAAAGAAAUUGCCAGAAAGACAAGAGAGGAGCAAGGUAUUGUAGAAGAGGUAGUGGUUGAAGAUGAUACUACUGUGAGGACCGAGGAUCAACAACCCAUUGAAGCUACCGCAGAAAACGAAGACGCGGGCGCAGGUAAUGUACCAUCCAAUAAGAAAGCAGUUGCAAGGCAAAAAGAAGAAGUUAGAGUCACUUUAAGGAAGGAUGAUAACGAAGUUUCAAAUAAACAAAAUGUUCCUGUUCCACCGAUUAUAACGGAAGCUACAAGUGUCAAAGAUAGUGAUACUUCAAAAUUGAACAGAAUUAAACAAGAACCAGCCAGUGAACAAGAAACCUUGACAGCUUAA